Messenger RNA from Ostrea edulis (European flat oyster), 11288 nucleotides. Its product is annotated as sushi, von Willebrand factor type A, EGF and pentraxin domain-containing protein 1-like. The record is from RefSeq and is a predicted model, not a curated record. Gene Ontology annotation, molecular function: calcium ion binding. The transcript has 25 exons. The coding region runs from base 74 to 4198 and encodes 1374 amino acids. Lineage: Eukaryota; Metazoa; Mollusca; Bivalvia; Ostreida; Ostreidae.
CAAACAACUGCUCGAAUGUUCUCAUUUCUCUUUAUAUAAGAGGAAGCAACCACUGCUGUCGCAGUGACCUGCAAUGAUGUGGCUUCUGUCUAUUUUUGUGUGUGGAUUCUACCUUACAUAUUGUAACAGCUAUGAUUGUUGUAAAACACCGGAGACAGAUUUAUGUCAGCUUUUCCCGAAACCUUGCUAUAAAGGUGGCAGACAUCCUGAAAUCAAAAACUGUCCCGGAAAUAUAUUUGCCACGGCAGACAGGGGGAUGUUAACCAAGGCUGUUUACUGGAAUGAACCGUCUGCUAUAGAUGACGAGGAUGGAUCCGUCAAAUUAAUCAUGAUAACUUCGGGGAGUAAGAUGUCGGGGGAUACCUUUGAAAAAUAUUUUGUCAUUGGAUACUUCGCCAGGGAUUCUGAUGGAAACACCGCGAGUUGUUCCUUCACUAUUUCCGUUACAGUCGUUCAUUGCCCAAGUCUAAGAUUGAGCCAUGCCGCUAAAGUAACAUGCAACCAUGGUGACGAAAGAUACGGAACCGUGUGUCACAUUGACUGUAGGUCUGGUUUUUCUCGCAUUGGCGUAUCACAGAUAGAAUGUCAGGCCAAUGGAGAAUGGAGCGAUAUCAUUCCCACUUGUAUCGCCGUUCGCUGUCCGGCACUUCCUCCAAAAACCAAAACUCUAAACUAUGCCUGCACUGCCUAUUUUGAGUUCGGAAGCGAGUGCUUGCUUUUAUGUCUCCCUGGAUUUGUCAUUCCACAAGGAGAGAGCAGAGUGAAACUUUGCCGAAGUGAUGGCAAAUGGCAGGGAUCAUUUCCAAAAUGCAUAGAUAAAUUCCAGCCAGAGAUAAGCCAUUGCGUACCCUUUGCGUAUGGUAUUGCCGAUGAAAAUUCUACUUCCGGAAUUAUAGAUUGGAAAGAGCCAACUGUGUUUGAUAAUGACAAAAGCACCGUAUUAAAAAGAAGUAGUAACAUUUUCCCCGGGGACAGGAUCGAGGCUGGAACACAUCGAGUAACCUACUCGGCAAUUGAUCAGGCAAAGAACACGGCCAGACCAUGUACCGUAACACUAUUAAUGAAAGUGUUAAGCUGUCCUCGUUUGUACAACAAUUACUACAUGUCUGUCACGUGUCCGUGGGGAUAUCAAUAUGGUGGAGAAUGCCAGUUCUCAUGCAGAAAUGGAUCUGAACUAAUUGGUACAAACACCUCAAAAUGUAUCAAAAUCGAAACAGAUAUAUAUGCCCGAUGGGACUUUGAUGAACAACCUUAUUGCAAAGUCCACAGACGUUGUGUUGAUCUGCCCUCUCCACCAAAAAAUGGCGCUGUAGUCUGUGACACGUGGUUAGAUGGAAGAUUUUGUCAGGUUCAGUGUCAGAAUGGUUAUGAUUUCCAACCAGGUUAUCGGUUUUAUGACAUAUUAGUUUGCGGGGGAAAUGGACAGUGGGAACCAGAGGAUGUUCUUCCCAUUCCAGAUUGUUCAAAGACGUACAUGGUAAAGGAAGCAUCAUUUAAAUUAUACGCCUCAUUUUACUACGAUGGUGAUUGCACGGAUCCAGUUGUACAGCAGAGCAUUCGAAAAAACAAUAUUGAUGACUUUCCCAAGUCAAAAUUCAAUUACUCUUGUUCGCAAUACAAAAGUCAAUGCAGAGUAGAAAAUGUCCAGAUAAUAUGUGGUGCUAGAAACAGAAAAAGAUCAGCAGAAAUGAAAAUUACAAUGGACAUUGUCAUAGAUUCAGAGGAGUUCCAAACAGAUCAGAGCUUCAUGGACAUUCAGAGUAGUAUGAUGAGUGCUUUGUCAAACGAAAGUUCAAACGGAAGUUUCGAGAUAACUCUUGGCGAUAACAUAACUUUGAAAGCCACCGAUUUGACUGCUGAAAGAGUAGCGUUUAAGUGCUCCAAUAACACUUUCCCAUCGUACACUACUUCCUCGUGCGUGGAAUGUCCAGCUGGGACACAUUAUAGUACAUCACUCCAAACCUGUCUACAGUGCCCCAAAGGCCACUACCAACCGUUAGAGGGACAGCCUGAGUGUCUUCAAUGUCCUGAUGAGACGACCACUGAGCAGAUCGGAGCCAAAUAUGUUGAGGAAUGUUUAGAGUCGUGUCUACCGGGAUACUGGUCUCAGACAGGGGUGACCCCCUGCUCCCCGUGUCCCCAGGGAUCCCAUGCGGAAGAUUAUGGAAGUUCAGUGUGUGUUGCAUGCCCUUCAUCACAAACAACUUUGAUGCGUGGCAGCAGUAACGCAAGCGAUUGUACACACUUCGAUAUAUUCUUGAGCUCUAAUGUAUCCAAGGCCAUUAUGGACAUCGACUUCGCUCAGGAGAAAACCGGAAUCAUUCUCAGUGCCUGGCUACGAUUUCCAGUCGGUUCCAACACGACAUCUCCAUCACUGCAGUUUCAUAAAAGUGAAAGUUGGUUCAAAACAAUUUGGGUGAAGCACAAAUAUAUGCCAGAUAGUGGAAACAACUUUUCUGUCACGAUCGACCAUAAAGAUUGGACAUUCGUUUUGUACUCAAUAAAUUUGGAGGAAUUUUCCAGAAUUAAUGAGAGCACUUCUAAGUUAAAAAUAACAGGUCCACUUAUUGUAUCUCAAUUGAACAUUUGGUCCUCAAACUACACCGAAGGAGAAAUACAUAACCGAUCACAUCACUGCAUUAUAAACGAGACUGGUGAUAUCUUGCCAUGGAAGGAUUGGGAAAUGGCUCGCCUUGAGGGAAGUUUUAUACAGAUACCUAGCCUAUGUGACGAUACAAACGAGUGUGAUGAACAUCCUUGUGGAGAUAAUACGUGUUUUAACGAACUGGAUGGUUUCUCAUGUGUCUGUAAGCCUGGAUACAGAGGACAGCAUUGUGAAGAGAAUAUAAACGAAUGUCUGACCAACAUAUGUCUGAAUAAUAGCACGUGUGUGGACAAAGUCAAUGAGUAUAUGUGCGUCUGUCCUCCAAACUACAAAGGGAAAUUCUGUGAAUUUCUUUUCUUAAAUGGUAACUGGGGGAAAUGGGACGAGUGGUCAUCGUGUUCCGAGACCUGUGGAAAUGGAACGAAAACACGAAAGAGAUACUGCAACAACCCAGCGCCAUAUAAUGGAGGACACAUAUGCAGCGGAAAUGACACAGAAAUUACCGACUGUUUUGUUGAAGAUUGUCCAGUAUGUACGAUUCUGGAGGCACCAUCGAACGGUUCCUUAAACUGCACCGGGAGUCCAGAGACUGGAUUUAACUGCAGCAUAAGCUGCAACAGAGGAUUUGACUUUGAUGAAGGUGUAAAACCAUUUUAUGAGUGUGGACCAAACACGUUCUUUUUGUGGGACUUUAAGACAAGUGAUAAUCCAGAUGGAAAUCUCCCGACAUGUAAUCCGACAAAAGAAAGCGAAGAACUGUCAGCUAGCUUCAUGGUGUUGUAUGAAGACCUGCAUUGUGACGAACAAAAUCGUGAAAAUAUAAAAUCUGAAAUAGAAGCGGUGGUUGGUGUCUUUUUGGAAGAAAUUCCUUGUACGCAGAGAGGAACUUGCAAUGUUAGUGACGUCAAUAUCUUAAGUUGCGGAAAGGAAUCCACACGAAAGAAAAGAUCCGUGGAAGAAAAACAAAUAACUGCAGGAUUUAAUGUCAAAUUUAUGUGCUCAACCAUACAAUUUGAUUCCGAAUUGUGUGUAAAGGAUCUCAUAGACGCUGUAAGAAGUUUUAAAAACUCAUCCUUGAUACACAAGCUCUCUGUUAAUGUAAGUGAAACUACCUAUGAAAUUGAUGUAAAUCAGACAGGUGUGAGAGGAGAGGUUCGGUGCGACACGGGAUACAUCAGCUCAGGAGUUUACUGUGUCCCGUGUGGUGUGGGUAAUUUUUUUGCCAAUGGAGAAUGCAACAAAUGCGAAUAUGGGUUUUACCAGAAUGAGCUGGCCCAGACAGUGUGUAAAAGUUGUCCUACUGGUACAACCACUCCAGGUCGAGCCUCCAGGGGACCGCUUAGUUGUUCAGUAAUGAUGAUUCUUCAGGAAAAUCACGAUGAAUUGUACACGGGAGUUGGGUUGAGCAUUGGUACGCUCAUAGUCGUCGUAGCUAUCGUAGCCGCACUCAUCUUCAAAUUCAGAAACAUGGAGUUCAAACUUGGACAGAACGGUGUUAAAGUUCAAAAGAAGUACAGUCAAGUAGACGCCUUUAACUUUAAUGAACAGGAGGUAGAGGGCGUUGCUCUUUGUACAAUAAAAAAAACUCGAUGACAAUGAUGUUUACUAAAUUAGCACAUAUUGGUUGAUACUGCUGGUCAAUCGACUUGCUAAUACAUGUAUGACGGGAGUUGCAUUUUGUAAUGGACAAAGCAUAAGCUCAUGCUAUACAUUUACAUACGAUCCAUGCCCUUUUGCAUAUAAACUGAAAAAUGUACAUUAUCAUGAUUAUUACUCAAGUUAACUGAAACCUGAAUAGCUCAUGAAAGAAGAACUGUAUUGAAAGUAUAUAUAUCUAAACGGUGGCCAUAGUUAUCUCCAGUCUUUUGGUAUCGGGCGUUGACAUGUUUGUGACUACCGUUUAUAAACAUUGCAAUUUUAGUGGGUCCAUGUCUUUAGUCUGAUCCACUAUUCAUCAAUUCCUCGUAAAUCGAGACUAAUAAUAUCCAAUAUAUAAAUGAAUGCAUGUGUGUAUCUGUAUGUCGUAUACCCAUCAUGUUCCCAAAUUCAUUGCGGCCCUGCUGCAGUUUGCAAACAGCAGAGGAGAGACUCGCGAGAAGAACUCGGCAAACAAAUUUAAUAAGUUAGCAAGCUGUUAGCUGUAAUAAUAUAGCCCUCUCCGAUUUUUUGUUGGCGGGGGGGGGGGGGCUACAACUUCUUAGGAUCUCCGUAAGUGGUUCACUCUCACAACAUUUUCGAUCAUUCUAUACUUUUGCUGACCUUCUUUACGUAAAUAAAAAUUAUGACAUUCUGUAUUUCUUAGUCAAUAGAUAAAUUUACAACCUGCAACUUACGAUUUGUGAAGCUCUGUUCUACUGGUUUCAGCAAUGUCGAUAUAUUAUUUCUCGAUUCAUAUUUGUGCACCAUGUUUGAUGUACUAAAAUUUCAACUUCCAAUUGUCAAGUUCUUUGCAGAUGCCAUAUAGGGUAGUAAUUACGUCAAUGGACGAAUACGGAGGAGAAAGCUAUUUGGUCGGUAUUGAAAAGGUUUGAAUUCAUUAUCAAGUUAAAAAACGAACAACAGAGUGUAAAUUCUUUCUGCAACUAUAUGAUUUUCCUUUCCUUGUUGGAAUUGCUGGAGUAGCCACAUUUUCGCGCUGAUUGUAAAUAUUUAGGUUUUUUAGUAGAUCCACCUACGAGAUCUCGCGAUAACAAGCAUGGCGGAGAAGACGGAGAAUUUUUCAUGCUGUACAUGAUAUUUAAUUAAAAACACCUUUAUUACACAUGCUCAAGCACACAGUUGGUACUCCUUUUGGUGUAAAAAACAUUUGGGACUAAUACACGGAGCUUAUCAUCUGUUAUUCAUAAAAUUAUUUUGCCCCAUUACGGAGAUCCUAUGGAAUUGUAGCCCUAUCCCGAAAACGUCAGAAUAAAAAAAGUCGGAUAGGGCUACAUUAUUGCAGCUAGUAAGCUAUAUGUACAUUGUAAUUGUUCAUUAUUUAAAAUUAUUCUUACAAUUACUGAAUGAAUGGGUUCUAUAUCGUCAACAGAGGAUUUAGGAACGGUUCCCUCUGAGAGUUCAUCAAUAGUCAAUGCACGAGGAUAUGGAUUAAAUAUAAUCUAAAUUUUAUAUAGUUUAUUUCUGAUUUUCGCUGGAGGGUGUAAAUAAUAAAUGGUAUUGGAAUGAAUUGUUUCUUUUUGUUAGUAGUCCUCUACCGGUGAAAGCGAAGGAUACUAUAGGUUUGGUCUGUCCGUCCGUCUGUCCCACUUAGUUUUCCUUACUUGAAAAUCUGGGAGCAUAUAUGUUUUGUUUGACCGUCUGGUUGUUUGCUCGCAAAACCUAUAUGGUCAUAACUUUUAAAUGGAUCAUGAUAUGGCUUUCAUAUUUCCCAUAUGUAUUCUUUGUGCUAAGACCUUUCAUUCUGGUAUCUGUACCAAAUGUUUCAACCUCUUGACCUUGGACUUUGGCCAUAUAGGGACACCAGUGUGUCACAAAUACACCUUGUUUCAUCAUACUUUGAUUUAGGAAGUUAUUUAGUAUGUGGUCUCCUACUGUAUGUUUACUGAUCAAGUUUAAGUUUGUCACAGGUGAGUGAUUUUUACGAGAUGUAUGAUAAAUUGUGCCGAAAUUUGUUUUUCCGGAAUUUGUUCACCAUGCAUUAAUAUUUGAAGCAAACAUUUGGUAUGUGAUGUACUGCUAUAUUUUUAAAGAUCAAGUUUAAGUUUUCUCAGUUGCGUGUUACGAAGUUUAUUAUGACAUUUAGUGCCUUGAUACAAGUGAAGUUUAACUUUUGUUAAGGUUAACUUAUUCUAACAAAAAUUGUAAGACUCAGUUUCAUGGUUGAAUGAACUUCAGCUUUAUGUUUUGUAGACUUUUUUCAUUAUGAUUUAAUUAAGGAAGAUGAGAUUUCGAAUGUGAUUUACUGAUACAUGUAUAUGGUUACAUAUUAACUUUCAGUUUCGUCACAGUAGAUUUCUUUUUACGAGAUUUAUGGGACUUUUUUCGAUUUUAUUUUUGCUUGAGAAUCUGAAUUUUUUACGUGGUUAUUGAAUGAGUAGAUAUACAUCAAGUUUCAUUUUCAUUACAGCUAUUUUUAGGGAAUUUUGUAAAUCUUAGUAUCAUUGUUGACUGAAUUAAUUCUUGUUCUUAGUGUAUUUCUCAGCAUUUUAUUGUAUUUUUUAUUGUGUGAGAUUUAUAUGAUUUAACGUAUUCCAAUUUGUAAACGAGUCAGUUAGAUUUAUUUACAAGAAAUCGAAAUUAUAAUAUUUCCUGGUAUUAGAAAAUGUCCACUCACUUUUCCAGAUAUCCAUGUUCUGCAUAUAAUGACAUCCCUUAAAUAAGUAGGGGCACCGGUAGGAGACAUGUAUUGCUCUUUCAACACUCUCAGAACGCUUUUUCUACGCCCCAUUCUAUAUUUUUGGCUGCUUUCACUAGACGUCUUUAGCUAUAGGUGAAUUUUGACCUGUGCAUGAAAGUCAAGGUUGUAGAUGUGACACGGGACCUCCAUUUUUAGGGUCUUAUCUGAGAGACAUGUGACUUUUCCUGGUAUUGCCAGGUACUUAGAAAAGAACAAUUACUAACUUAGGUUUGAUGUUCGAACCCGAGGCCUCACGAACGCCCUAAUGACUUUCUUUGAUUGGAAAGGACAUUAUUGUUAGCUACCUUUUCUCAAUCAAAAAAGUUUCAUAUUUACCGUCUUGGUUUGAUUAUCAAUUUUGUUUUGUCUUUUCAGUCUUUGUGGUAAGAUUAAAUUAGAACUCUUUUGAUGUGUAGUUUGUCUAAUCAAAAGUUUGCAUAAUGAGACUUUGAAGGCUUGAAUAUAGAGUAAUUGAUGAUACCAUAUUAUAAACUCUAUCAAUCAUCUUAACAUCUCUUCUCUGUGUAAAUUAAAUUAUAUGUCCGUUCAAAUUUCCCAGACGUCAAUGCUGUGUAAGAAAGAUUUUUGGUAUUAUAAUGAUUUUGUGUAGAAUACAAAUGUGUAUGGCCAUGAAUUAUCAAAAUUAAUCUUGAAACCAAUUUUGUUUACGUAUAGCUUCGUACUACAAUACACAAUGAAUGUCUGAUAAAGAAUAUUAACAAUGCAUUAAUUAUAGUUUUUUAUUCAAAUGCUCUGUUUGUAGUCAAAACGGAUAUAAUCGUACGACAAAUUUAUGAAUUUUGAUAAGUCAAAGUUUCUUUCCUUGUAAUAUCAGAUAGGAAAAACUUAACAGAUCUCACCAUCGUGAAAAAAUUCAAAUAUCAAAUGCUAAUCAAUGUGAUAUAAAGUUACAAAUUGUCUUUUUACAUAAGAAAACUAAAAGCCUCCUUGAUUUGCCAGUACCAAGAAUAAUAUCAAUAGUCUCACGUACCUUGGGAUUUUGAAAACUCCAAAUCACUAAACAUACAGAUUAAAAGACCUAUCACCAAACUGCAUUUUUCAUUCAAUAUUGAAGAGAAAGUAAUGUUGGCAAGCGUCGGCAGUUGAUAGAGCACAAACUUAUUUAAUUACAGCGAGGAAAACAAAUGGUAUUCCAUGUAACAAUUAGUGGCGAUAGAGAUGGCGUUAUAAUUACUGUUAAACUUACAUCGAAAUCACAUUUGUACGCUUCACUGAAUACAAACGACAUGACAAUAUGACUGUCAUCAUUCUUAUUUUCAGGUGAAAGUCGUAAUCGUUACCUGAAACACCGACGCAGACGUAUAUUUUAUUUCUUAAUUAUAUAUGAAAGAUAAUUACUACUACAUGUGGUUAUACAUAAAUGGUAAGAGUGUAAGCAUAUUUCUAGUAUACGCAACAAGCUUGCUUCGUUUUAUUUCCUUUUCAUCGGCACAUUUCUUUAUCAAGCAAUUUUGAAUAAUAUUCAAAAUAUUUGAAUUUUUUGCCUCUCCGUAUUACGACAUAGCCUAUAGAAGUGUUGCUGUGUCUGCUACGCCGGUAGCGAAGGGUUUUUUUCUUUUAGUUUGAAAGGUAAUGUUUCAUGUUAAGAUUGCAAGUAACACAUGAUUAUUUUAUUGAGAAUUAUAACAUACAUAGCCUACAAGAUCAGUGUCAAAUGCACAUGGUUUUUUGUUUGUUUGGUGUCCCAUAGAGAGUUUUUCAUUCAUAUAGAGACGUCACCAGUUGUAGGUAAGUUUCCAUAAAUUUAGACCUAUACUUAGCCUCAAGCCGUUGCAUUGAGAGUUUUUCAAACGUUCCAAUGCCUCUCGCGUCGCGGGACCUCCAUUUUUAAGGUAAUAUCUGAAAGACCCGUGAUUCAAGUUGCGUCUGCACCUGUCAAAAUAUGAAAUGGAAAGGAAUAAUCAUUAUCUAGAUGACAUGUGCAAAUUAAAGGAAGUCAAAGUUAGUAUACUGAACCCGAUCUAAAUUCAAUUAUAUUAGCAAGAGUUAUGCAUCUUUGAAUAUGACCUGUGCUAAAAAAAAAAACAAGUUUAUCCACAUUGGUACAAUUUGAUACCAAAUGAACAAACAAAAUUGUGUUUUGGCGUGCUUGUCAUGGCCAUUUAAUAGAAAUAAAAUACAUCAGAAAUAUACAAAUAAUGAACAAAUGUAUGCGCUAUGAAGCAGAAUUUAAAAACUUCUACAUGAGAAGAACAACACAUUGCUGUGGCCUUCAAUUCGACAUUUAGAUAUAUCGACGACGUUUUUAUCUAUUAACAAUAAUAACUUUCAUUUAUAUGUCGAUUCAUAUGUCAAAAUAAAACACACCACAGAGUUGUCCAAUUCUGCUUCAUACUUAGAUAUUUUAUUGAAAGUAGAUAUUGAUGGCAAACUAACAACACUUUAUACAAAAAAAAAAGGGGGGGGUGGAUAAUUCAUCUUCUCCACUGUCGACUUCCCAUAUUUAUGUAGCAAUAUUCCAUUAUCUCCUGUAUCUGGUGUUUAUAUCUCUCAACUGAUUCGAUAUGCAAGAGCUUGUUCUGCGUAUGGUCAGGUUUUAAAUCAAGGAAGGCUACCGUCAAACAAGUUGAUGGUGCAGGAGUUUCAACAGUCUCGUUUAAAGUCAGCAUUUCGCAAAUUCUAUGGUCGUUAUAAUGAUCUAUUUUGCUUAUACAAUCUAUCAUUGGGUCAAAUGCUGUCUGAUGUGUUUCAUACAGAUUGUUAGGCCGUUCUUGGCACACUGAUUUUGACAACGGAUAAUCCGUUUACCUGAUCCACGACGGGUGUAACCGGUCAACAGGGGAUGCUUACUCCUCCUAGGCACCUGAUCCCACCUCUGGUGUAUCCAGGGGUCUCUGUUUGCCCAACUCUCUAUUUCGUGUUGCGUAUAGGAGUUAUGAGAUUGAUCACUGUUCUUUAUCUUCACCUUUCAUAUACACUGUACAUGCGCUAAUUUGUCUUUUCAAAUCCUCUUACUUUUGUUUUAUCAUGAAAGCAACUCUAAAUGCAACACAUCCUCACUCAUUCCUUGAAAGACACCCCAUACACACUUACGGGGAUUAAAUAGGGAGGCCUACAUUUAUUUACAAGAAUAUCUGGGACGCUGUACAAUGUCACAUCGUUCUGAUUUGCUAUAUGAAGAAUACGUCGAUGCUACAUGGAGAUAAUUACAUAAAAAUUGACAUUAAAUAGAGAUUUAUCACAUCAACCUUCGCUCCAUAACUGACUCGAACUUCAAGUACCAGUAAACCUCGGGAUCUUUGUGUUCUCAGGCUGAACGGGGUAGCCCUAUCUCGUCCAACCUGUACAAAUGAAAGGGCAGAGACACAGUUCUGUAUCGGCUACUCUUUUAUUAAAAAAAACAUUUCAUCAUUUUAAUUAUUGAUUACAAUGCAUAUUACACAUUAUACAAUAAUAUUUACAAACACUAUUAUAAAAGUUCACACAAAAAUUAACUUAGCCAUCUGAAAAAUUGAAUUUUAGAAAUGCUCAAGUAUACUCAAUAUCUUACCUGUACAAAUGAAAGGGCAGAGACAAAGUUCUGUAUCGGCUACUGAAGAACUUUGUCUCUGUUCCUCGCAUCUAUACCCCCGUACAUCCUCCAACAUUCCAUACUAUAUUUGUUACGUCUUAAAAGUCAACAUUACUAACAUUGGCUUUUAAUUCAGACUCAAAGCCAACACAAUUCUUUUCUUGAAAAUUCUGUAAUUUAGCAUUGCACACUCAACUUCACUUCUAAUUUUUGGAUAAUUUCUUGUUUCUUGUAAAUAAUAUAGACAAUUCCUUGACCUCUGGUCACUGAUUUCUUACACUCCGAUUGGUUACACAUAUCCUCUGAAAUCGCAUUCAUCCUCAUGAUCCUGUAAACAAGUUAUAAACAAACUCACGGUGAAAAGUUCAUACACUCUUGUUCAGCAUCGUACUGUGAUUUUUGUUUCCCAUUAUUUUGCCAAUGUCCAUUCAUUCAUUAUCCUUCCCCAUAUAUCAGAAUACUAUUAUCUGUUUGAUACAUAGCAAUUUUCGUUAUGAUAGAUUUAUAAACAUAAUUUUAUUCUAUUGUGCGAUUAUUAUGACUGUGAAUUUUAUCAUUAUUUUUCCCUAAUUAAACAUUUUAUUUCAUUGGUAGAGACUAUGUUAGGCGUGCAUAUACAGGAGUGUCCAACCCCACUCCCACCCACAAAAUGGUAGAACAUAAAUAUAUUUGUAUGCACUUAAAUAUGUAAAAUACUACGUAUUACUCCCAAGAAUAGAUUAGGGAAAAUGUACGCUGUAACCCCCUCCCAGGAAAAGAUUUUGUAUUUUGGAUUCUCUUGUAUAUACAUGUACGUACUUGCAACUCUCCCUCCC